Labeo rohita (rohu) is the source of this 2245-nucleotide messenger RNA. It is a transcript of the gene tmem165, whose product is annotated as transmembrane protein 165. Gene Ontology annotation, cellular component: Golgi apparatus. The record is from RefSeq and is a predicted model, not a curated record. Gene Ontology annotation, biological process: Golgi calcium ion homeostasis; manganese ion transmembrane transport; Golgi calcium ion transport. The transcript has 6 exons. NCBI's taxonomy places the organism in Eukaryota, Metazoa, Chordata, Actinopteri, Cypriniformes, Cyprinidae. The coding region runs from base 148 to 1065 and encodes 305 amino acids. Gene Ontology annotation, molecular function: manganese ion transmembrane transporter activity; calcium ion transmembrane transporter activity.
GCCUUGGUAUCAGUCUUUCAGCGAAAAUGACCACGGUGGGCUAGCCAGAUCAUAGCGCCGUAACGUUAAUGUAUAUAAAUUAGCCAUUUUAUUAGCUUGAUUUGCAAAGUAUUACCACAGCAGAAGCCGUAUUAGCCAGCCCUUAAGAUGCCUUUUCGGGCCGGCGAGCGGCAUGCCGGUGGCAGGUCUAUAUGCUUCAUUAUUCUACUGAACGUCGUGUUGUUUUCAAGCGGAGUUAUAGCAACUCAAGAAGAGAAUAAAGUCAUUCACGAAGAGCAGCCUGCGGAGGUGCAGAAGGCAGCCACCGGUCACGCACCUGGCGUAGUAGUGAGUGUCGAUGAACCCACUAAGGGAAACCUGGGCUUUAUUCAUGCCUUUGUGGCGGCCCUCUCAGUCAUCAUUGUCUCUGAACUGGGAGACAAGACGUUCUUCAUCGCAGCCAUCAUGGCUAUGCGCUACAAUCGCCUCACUGUUUUGGCAGGCGCCAUGUUGGCUUUGGGACUCAUGACAUGUUUGUCAGUCCUGUUUGGUUAUGCCACCACCAUUAUCCCACGGAUCUACACCUACUACAUAUCAACAGCACUGUUUGCCAUAUUUGGUGUGAGGAUGCUGAGAGAGGGACUGAGGAUGAGUCCUGAUGAAGGGCAAGAGGAGCUGGAGGAGGUCCAGGCUGAGAUAAAGAAGAAGGAUGAAGAGCUUCAGCGCUAUAAGCUAGCUAACGGCGCACCUGACGUGGAAGCGGGGACGGCAGCAACCAUGUUACCUCAGAGGAAGUGGCACAGUGUGAUCUCACCUAUAUUCAUUCAGGCACUCACCCUCACCUUCCUCGCAGAGUGGGGCGACCGCUCUCAGCUUGCUACUAUUGUGCUGGCUGCAAGAGAGGAUCCAUUUGGAGUAGCAGUUGGAGGAACAUUGGGACACUGUCUGUGCACAGGCCUGGCUGUUAUCGGUGGAAGGAUGGUGGCUCAGAAGAUCUCCGUCAGAACCGUUACAAUCAUCGGUGGAAUCGUUUUCCUCGCCUUUGCGUUCUCCGCUCUGUUUAUCAAGCCCGAUUCUGGAUUCUGAUGGAAGAACUGACUCUUAGUUUCAUUUUGUAUAUACACAACCCAGAGCAAGUGGAACAGAGAGAGACUCCGCAAAGACUGCAGAUGGCUUGUUUAUAUGUUUGAGUGAAUCUUUUUUUUUGUGUGAGUAAAGUAUGACUGAAUGAGUGAAUGAAAAACAAUUUACUGCUCAUGUCUUAAUGAGCAUUUCAGUUUGUCUGCUUAAUCCUUCCUUGUUUUUCUCUUUCUUUACUUUUGAAUCACACUGUUCUGUUUUUAGGUGAUCAUUAUAUUUCUCCUGUAUGCCGUCUAACAGUUUACUUGAACCUGCCAGAUGUUUGUCCUGGCACAUAGUACCAUUUUAAAUUACAAAUCAUGAAUAUUGUUUCUAUACUGUUUUAGCCCUAUUUGGGCAGUGUGCUAUGGAGAAAUACUGGCCUGGCUUCAGUCUGCUUUAUUCAAGUUCAAGCUUACUUGACUACGACAGCUCUAAAACUAAAACCAGAUCAAGCACUGUCCCUGUGACCAUCUACCCACUGCACAAUGGUAAAUCUACUCACGUCUCAGGAGUAUUUAGUGGGUAAGAGCCUCAGCUAUAUAACAGUCACAAUUCCCUCUUCAGUAACUGAAUUGAAUGCUGAAUUAUGCUAUAGGAACUGCCUGGUGUCUAAACUGCCUGUAGAUGGAUUGUCCUUAAUUUUUACCAUAUUACCAAAGGCUUGAAAUGUAGUAUGAAAUGAUGUCAGAUUGGAUUACUACAUCACAUGUGGCCUUUAACCCCAGUCACGGUAUUUAUUGGUUAUCAUUGUGCACUAAUAAAUGCAAUGGUUCUGCGUCAUUGGUCAUAAAGUGUUAAGGACAGUCAUGCUUUCACAGACUCUGUUGAAAGAAGCACACGGCAUACAUUUGAUGUCUACUUGUGAAGGAAUAGUAUCAUUUCUUAAGUCUGCCCUUUUCUUCCGAAUGUUUUUUAUUUAUUCUACUAUGGAGCACAGAUAUUGAUACUUGUCAUGGUUCAAUUAGUUUUUUUCCAUUGGGAAAGAGAUUUGGUUGUUUUUUUUGGUUUUGUUUUUUUGUAACUUUUUCAGGGUGACUUUGUCAAUAUUUGACGGGUUAACUUUGGAGAGUGUGAUGAUUGAAUUAUGAUAGAAGAACUGCAAAAAUGUUAUUCCUGUAAAUAUUGAAUAAAAAGGUCAGUCUCA